Messenger RNA from Cajanus cajan (pigeon pea), 987 nucleotides. RefSeq lists its product as uncharacterized. Lineage: Eukaryota; Viridiplantae; Streptophyta; Magnoliopsida; Fabales; Fabaceae. The record is from RefSeq and is a predicted model, not a curated record. Gene Ontology annotation, cellular component: endoplasmic reticulum membrane.
GAGUAUAAUUUUAGCUUUUUUCUUUUUAAUUUUGAUUUUGGCAUCACAGAAGGCCUCAGAGAGAAAGGAGAGAGAGAGAGAGAGAGAGAGAGAAAGAAAAGGUUGUGUUUCUGUCUGGGUUUUGGAAUUUUGAGCCCCCAUCAAAGCCCCCAUUUGAAAGGUGGAAGCUUUAGCAUUCGGAUCGCGUAAUUGGGGUUUUGCACAUCGGUGGUGGUUUUGUUUGUUUGGAUGGCGAAUCUGUACGUGAAGGCGGUGCCACCGGCGGAUCUGAACAGGAACACGGAGUGGUUCACUUACCCCGGCGUUUGGACCACCUACAUCCUCAUCCUUUUCUUUUCUUGGAUCCUCGUUCUCUCCGUCUUCGGUUGUUCCCCCGGCAUCGCUUGGACCAUCGUUAAUCUCGCUCAUUUCGCUGUAACAUAUCACUUUUUUCACUGGAAGAAAGGAACUCCAUUUGCAGAGGACCAGGGGAUCUAUAAUAGAUUGACUUGGUGGGAGCAGGUUGACAAUGGAAAGCAGCUUACUCGUAACAGGAAGUUUCUAACAGUUGUCCCUUUGGUGCUGUACUUGAUAGCCUCACACACAACAGACUAUCAGAAUCCAAUGCUGUUCUUCAACACAGUGGCUGUGAUUGUGCUGGUUGUGGCAAAGUUCCCCCACAUGCAUAAGGUCAGGAUAUUUGGAAUCAAUGCUGAUAAGUGAAAUCAUGGUUACCUGCUCAAGAGCCUCUUCUCUUGUCCUUUUGUUCUGGAAAAAAAAGGUGUAUAGAAGGCAGAAUCGGAAGGAUACUCAAGUAAUGUUCUGUUGCCAACUGCUUCUAAAGUAUUAUUAAACAAAUAAUAAAUAUGUUGAGUUAUUUCUGUACAGUAGAGAAGUAUAUGUAUCGGAUUAUAACGGUGCUUCUAAAAUGUACCUCUCUUUUCCCCUUUAUUUCAUCCCUCACAACUCAAAUAUACAACAACGAUGAUCUUUUGCGUUUGCAUUAAA